This is a messenger RNA of Mercurialis annua (annual mercury), 3071 nucleotides long. RefSeq lists its product as uncharacterized. Bases 929 to 2971 code for a protein of 680 amino acids. The transcript is spliced from 3 exons. NCBI's taxonomy places the organism in Eukaryota, Viridiplantae, Streptophyta, Magnoliopsida, Malpighiales, Euphorbiaceae. The record is from RefSeq and is a predicted model, not a curated record. Gene Ontology annotation, biological process: asymmetric cell division.
GCAUUGGGUGGCAGUGAAGAUAAUGUUAACGUAUGGGUCUUGUUAUUAGUUUCAAAGAACAAGAUUUAUAAUUACUAUUCAGCACCAACGAUAACAAAAACAAGGCCACCAAACCCAACCUCUGUGUCCGAAAAUUGGGUCAUUUUUAGGUUUUAGUUCUCCUUCUCAACUACUAUUAGUUUACAUACUAUCACAAAGCUUCCAUCUUUUACUAGUAUUAGCAUUACACUUUCUGGUUUUUGGUGUUCCGGUCAUUUCCAUUGAAGGGUUUUGUACUUCUCAAGCUGUUAUCAAUUGGGUACUCAUUCUUUUUUAUAUCUUAUGCUCAAGCUGGUUACUUUUUUGUUCUUUUUUUAUUUGGUUAUGUGAAUAAGGUUGUGUUGAGUGAUGGGAAUUGGUUGUUUUAUGUGAUUUGUAUGGUGCUAAAAAGUUGGAAGUGAAUGCUGUUUGGAUUGAUGCUAUACACUCUCGGUUGUACUGAUUCUUUCCUUUUUUUGUUAUUGUAAAAUGGGAUUGUGCUUGAAUUGGUGAAUUUGGAAUGUUGGUUGAGGAGGAAGGGGUUUUUAUUUGAAUCAAUUUGGAAUUUAGAUUGAGGAAGGCAGCAUUGGAUUGCUCCUAUUUCAAUUGUUUAGUCGUGUUGUGUUUUCUAUUGCAUUCGCGGUAUCAUUGUUGCUACCGGGUAUUUGUAUUGAAACAAAAAGUUUUGGGAGCAGUGAGAAAGAAAAAAUAUUGUAUUUUGCUGUACCAGAAAAAAGCUCUCAUAUUUGAGUAGGGUUUUAGGGUUUUCGGUUUUGGAUGUUUUACUUCAGGAAUAGCUUUCUGCAUUAGUAUUGAUGGCAAUUGAUGCCUUGAGUUUUUUACUAGUUGAAAUUGCUACAAAGAGGAAACUUUGUGCUGUAGAAUUUGGUUAGUUUUUGCUGGAGAAGAAAUGGACUUGUGGGUUGUUGGAGCAGCAGCUGCCGCUGGAUAUGUUGCUAAGUAUUGGAAAAAUGUUUCGAGAGAGAGGGAUGGUUUAUCAGGCUGCAAAUCUGAAAUACAUGAAAACCCCGCUAGUCCCAUACGCAGAUUGGCUCAGAAAAAGAAAGUAAAAGAGGACAGUAACACUGAUGCAGGUGAAAGAUUGUCCAAUAUGUACUGGCUGCACAGUUCCUCAGAAGCAGAGAGUUCUUCUAAUAAUUAUGUUGAAAUGGCUGAAAUUUCGGAUACUUGUGAUGAAAGAAAUGUACUUUCCUUAUCAUGCCUGCCACCUGAAAUCACCAUGGAUGAGAACCUAAAUGAAAAUGAAGGUGAAAAUGGACGACAUGGUAAUAUGGGUGACACAUUUUGUAGGCCGUGUAUUAGUGAAAUGGAUUCUUGUUAUAGGUCUAGAAAGAAAACAAGCUCUCUUAGGACAAAACACAGACAUGGCCGUUUUAUCAAACCUUUGAAUUCCUUAGAAAGUUGCCUAAUGGCUCAGUUAUACAAGGAACAUACGCACAUGGAGGAGUACGUGCCUAGCGCUUUUCCAUCACCAUCCGCAAAAAGGAGGCCGCUGCUUGUUACUGAUGGGAACCGAGUUAUUAAUAGGCUAUAUGGUGGUUCUCUUACUGCGUGCAUUGGUACAGAUGACUACAGGCUGCAAAAGGAUGAAAAUGUGUGUGGGGUUCCUCCAUUACCAAAAAUCAGCAAACUAGAUGUCCCUUAUAAGAUAAAUUCUAAAACAAGAGAAGUGCACAAUGGAGGAUUCAAUAGUUCAUGCAAAGUGGGCGGUGGAGGACUCUUUCGUUCUCAAACAGGUUCACCAAACCGAACGUAUUUGUUUUGUUUGGGUAUAUCUGUUGGCAUAGCCUCUUCUCUCCUAGCUAGCAGAAGAGAAGUAGGUGAAUUGCAAGAUCUGUUGAAGCAGACAGAGAACUUGGUUCAAGAUCUACAAGAUGAACUUGAGAUGAAAGAUUCAUUGACAGUGAAAGAGCUAGCUGAUGAGAAUUAUGAAUCGCUGGAUACAUGUGAGAACUCCUUGCUCGCUAAGGCGCUGAACCCACUCCUUUCCUAUCAUAGUGUCAAUAUUUUGGCAAACAAUGAUGACAGAGAAUCAAAAUCUGAGAAAGCUGAAGAGGAUUCAGGAGACAUGAGUAAAAUUGAAGCAGAGCUUGAAGCUGAACUUGAGAGGUUGGGACUAAACAUGAACAAUGGUAUGGAAAGAAGAUUGUCCAAUCUUGUUGAGCUGGACCCAGACUUUGUGGCAGAUUUUGCACAAGGUGAAUUGAAGGUUGACAUAGUCAAUAGGCGAGUCGUUGGUCAACCCGAGUUGGAUCGUGAUAAAAGUGGCACUCCAACAGUUGAGAAUGGAAAUUAUGCAGUUUCACCCCGAGAAUUGAGUUUGCGUCUGCAUGAAGUUAUCGAAUCCCAACUCGAAGAGCGUAUAAACCAGCUUGAAGUAGCACUUCAAAACAGUCAGAUGAAAGUGAAACUUGCGGAAUCUGAACAUAAGAUUAUGUGGAGGAAAAUGUCGAGGGAUGAACUAAGAUACUCAUCGGGUGAAGAAAGUCCAAUAACGGAACAAGAUUUCAAUUCCACAUCCCAGCCUUUGGUUAUGAAUUUAUCAGGGGAAGCUCUAGAUGCUUACAACGAAGCUUAUGAAGAACUAAUGAAGAUAAACGAGUCAGAGGAUGAUGAUUCGCCAUCUACAUUGUAUGAAAAUAGCCACGAAACGAGCAUACCUUCGUAUAAUCAAAAUGGUUCCGCUACUCGUGUCGCAAACAAUAACAAAAGACUGUCAAGAGAAUCAUAUGUUGAUCAGUUGAAGGUAGCGAUAGAGCAUAGCCCUGGAAUUCGGAAGUUGCUCUAUGAGGGUACGAGUGAGGAUGAAAACAGCAGUAGUGAUGGUGAGAUGGAGAAGCAAUUGAUAAAGCAAAUUGUGGAGAAGACCAGGAAAGGGUCUCCGGUAGUGUUAAAUGCACAAAGGGUGUUGUUGUCCAUGGAUAAGAAAUGAACAUUCUAUUGAAACAACAUAAAAUUUUUGCAGUGUAUAGAUGACAUAGCAUUAACAAUUGAUCUCAUAUAAUUGUUUAUCUAAUUUAUUACCUCUAAAA